Molecule: messenger RNA, 1230 nt
Organism: Macadamia integrifolia
Lineage: Eukaryota; Viridiplantae; Streptophyta; Magnoliopsida; Proteales; Proteaceae
Product: caffeic acid 3-O-methyltransferase-like
Exons: 4
Coding region: 29-1141 (370 amino acids)
Biological process (GO): methylation
Molecular function (GO): O-methyltransferase activity; S-adenosylmethionine-dependent methyltransferase activity; protein dimerization activity
Source: RefSeq, a predicted model, not a curated record
UAUAUUGUUGUCCUCUUUACUUCCAGCAAUGGCUUCCUUAGAGAAUCAGCCCAAUCCUGCCAUCCCUUCGUGUGCCAACAGCGAGGCCGAUCUAAACCCUAACAUUGCUUUUGUUUCUGCAAUGGAAAUGGCAUCUUCUCUUAUCCUUCCUAUGGUGCUCAGAGCUGCUUUGGAGUUGGAUCUGCUAGAGAUAAUAGCUAGAGCUGGCCCAGAUGCUCAGCUCUCAGCUUCAAUGGUAACAUCUCAGCUCCCAACACAGAACCCAGAUGCCCCUAUGAUGGUUGAUCGCAUACUAAGGUUUCUAGCCAGCCACUCCAUGCUCACUUGCUCUCAUGUUACCCAUGAGAAUGGCCGUGUUGAAAGGCUCUAUGGUUUGGCACCACUCUCCUUUUUUUUUGUUGGAAAUCAAGGUCCAGACAUCACUGGUUUCAUCAAGUUAUUAACCCAUAAGGCCUACUUUGAAAGCUGGUACCAAUUAAAAGAUGCUGUUCUUGAAGGAGGGACUCCAUUUGACAAGGCUCAUGGCAUGUCUAUGUUCGAGUAUGCUGCUACCGAUCCAGGUUUCAGUGAGAUUUUCACUAAAUCAGUGGCAAAGGCUAACUUGUCAAUUAUGGAGCAAAUACUUGUGAAAUAUAAUGGAUUCGAAAAUGCAAAAGUGGUUGUUGAUGUGGGUGGUGGGAUUGGAGCUAUGCUUAACUUGAUCACUUCAAAGUACCCUACUAUUAAGGGCAUUAACUUUGAUUUGCCUCAUGUCAUACAAAAUGCCCCAUCUUAUACUGGUGCGGAGAAUGUAGGAGGAGAUAUGUUUGUAAGUGUUCCGAGAGGAGAUGUCAUCUUACUGAAGGCAGUACUUCACAACUGGAAUGAUGAUCAAUGCUUGAAGUUAUUAAUGACUUGUUACAAAGCAUUACCAGACCAUGGAAAGGUGGUUGUUAUUGAUGGAGUUCUUCCUGAAGUUCCUGAGCCCAAUAAUGAAGCCAAAUUAGCCUUUCGGACAGACAUUCUUAUGAUGGUUCAGCAUAUUGGAGGAAAGGAGAGGACAGUUAAGGAGUUUGAAGAAUUGGCAAAGGGAGCAGGUUUUAUUGGUACUAAGGUAGUUUGUUGUGUUUUAAACCAUUGUGUCAUAGAAUUCUAUAAAUAAGGCAAGUGGUACUCUUCACUUUUGAGUGUUCGUAAGACUUCAAUAAUGACCUUUUCGUUUUAAUAAACUCAUGAUGUUAGUUUGAUCUA